AUGCCGGGAAUCGGCACUGGGACCGUCGCAGUAGGCCAGUACUGGGAAGGCUUGACAGGAAAAGGGCUCUACGACGAUAUCCGCGAGGCUUACAGCUUCUUGUGUCAUAAUUAUGACGACAACGACGAGAUAUUCCUAGUUGGGUAUUCGAGGGGUGCUUUCACCGUCAGAUGCGUAGCACAACUUAUCCAGGGCGUCGGGCUGCUCAAGAAGAGAGGGUUGCCGCUUCUACAAGAGUUGUUCGGACUCUGGAAGAAGAGAACCAAGACCAAGUCUAUCUAUCUGGUCAUGGAAGUCGACCCCUUUACCCAUAAUGCCUUUCAAGCGUUGGCUUUGCAAGAGCGCCGACGCUCUUUCCGCCCAAUCGUCUGGAAAGUUCCGUGGGGAGUGAGGAGGAAUGCAAGAGUCGGGAGCGGUGACACUGUGGACCAUGGCGACGAGACUGCCCAUCACGAUGAACCUGUGAAUCCAUCUUCUCAAGCGCAGAGACAAAAUUCGAAGCAGUGCCGAUUUCUAGGCUACCAUGGUGAUGUCGGCUGUGGCGAGGAGGAGGCAGCACUGUCGCACAUUUACUUGAUUUGGAUGGCUUCGCAGUUGACGGGGCUUCUCCAUUUCAACGCGGUCAAUGUCCUACCACCAGGCGUUGAAAUCCAUGAGCCUCAUGGCGAAAUGGCGGCAAAGGCAGCCUCGCCUCGCAUCUUACGGACCCAGACCAAGUUGACGGUCGAUGCGUCGAUGCUUCUAAUCGCGAGCUUUGGCGUAUCUAUAAAGUUGAUGAGGGAAUUGCACGGUUUGAAUACACGACUUCCUGACUCGCUCAAGGGUGUCUUCAAACUUGGCGGCUCUAAACCCAGACAACCGUGCCGCCGGCUUCACUCCAAUACAAGCGCCUACAAGGUCGACGAACCAAGCUCUACCCACGGUAGCGAAAAGGUGCAUUUCACAACGCGUCUCCUGCUGGCCGAUCAAACUAUCUGUCUUUCCGCGUCACUAACGAGGGCGUCAGCCGCUGUUCAGGACGGCAGAGUGGUGUGGUCGAUGCCCGGUGCCAGGAAGAAGUGA
Metarhizium acridum CQMa 102 is the source of this 1062-nucleotide messenger RNA. The record is from RefSeq and is a predicted model, not a curated record. Lineage: Eukaryota; Fungi; Ascomycota; Sordariomycetes; Hypocreales; Clavicipitaceae.